AUGAGUAGCCCACCCGCAGGCCCUGUGCCACAGUUGCUACAGAACUGUGGAAUGGGCGAGCUUCAACAAACCAUGUUCUGUAAUCCCACAUACCAUUCGGUACAGCAGGAAGGCGAUUGUGUCACCGCAACUAUUGUCCAAGACAUCAGCGAUGGGGAAGCAGAUGUUCGACCACCGCCUCAGCAGGUUCUCAGUCCCGCUCCUAUCGAUCGCACCAGUCUGAGUCCUCCCAGCGAGACUGAAUUGCGGAAUGCUAUCGAUACUCAUCCCGCUUUUGGCUUUGCGGAUACUCCGCUGUCGCCAUCGAAUCCCUUCUCCAUGCAACAACUUCCUUCGAUCUUGCCCACUCCCCCUGUGGGACCGAACUUGAAUGAUCCUUAUGCAGAUAUUGAAGUAAAAAUAGCUGAUCUGGGUAACGCAUGUUGGACUCAUCACCAUUUCACCGAGGAUAUACAAACCAGGCAGUAUCGGUCGUUGGAGGUAUUGAUAGGAGCCGGCUAUGGUCCUCCUGCUGAUAUUUGGAGUACUGCUUGUAUGGCCUUCGAAUUGGCAACAGGUGAUUACCUUUUCGAGCCGCACAAUGGUGAUAAUUAUUCUCGGGAUGAAGAUCACCUUGCUCAUAUCUGCGAAUUACUGGGAUCAAUUCCUCCGUCUGUAUAUAAGAAGGGACAACACUGGAAAGAAUUUUUCAAUAAGCAAGGUCGGCUGCUCCACAUACACCAAUUGAAGCCAUGGCCUCUACUUGACGUUCUUCGUCAAAAAUAUGACUGGCCUUUUGAACAGGCGCGACAGUUCGCCUCUUUCCUCAUUCCAAUGCUCGCGUUCGAUCAGGACGAGAGGAUUACCGCCGCCCAAGCACUGGAACACGACUGGUUGAAACCAUUCGGAGGAAAACCUCCACCACCUGAUGUUCCCAUAGAGGUGUUGAGAAGGAUCUAUCCAAAUGGUGAGAUACCAGGAGCGAAACCAGCAAGCUCUAAUACAUCAACCGCGGUCGUGAACGGUAACGAUAUGCGAGAAAUGGAUGUGGACAUUGAGCAGGCAGAUUGUCGAUGCGAUGAGCUUCUCGAAGGUGCAGCAGGUGCCGAAGUAUAG
This is a messenger RNA of Cooperia oncophora, 1095 nucleotides long. Lineage: Eukaryota; Metazoa; Nematoda; Chromadorea; Rhabditida; Trichostrongylidae. The record is from the annotation of a GenBank genome assembly.